CUCUCAUUCUAGGAGGACGUCAUAUGACGUCCUCCCAUUCUCACCGCGCAUGCACGGCUCUGGGAGCGCGCAGUGUGGCAAUCGAUGGAGAGGAGAGCCGGUAAUGAUGAUCAGUGUAGCCCCAGCAGUGCCACCUGUCAGUGUCCAUCAGUGCCAUGUGUCAGUGCUCAUCCAUGCCACCUGCCAGUGCCCAUCAGUGCCACAUUUCAGUGCCUACCAGUGCACAUCAAUGCCACAUAUCAGUGCCCAUCUGAGCUGCCUUUCAGUGUCACCCAUCAGUGCCAGUCAGUGCCACCUAUCAAUGCCAGUCAGUGCCACCUAUCAGUGCUGCCAAUCAGUGCCACCUAUCAGUGCCCAUCAGUGCUGCUUAUCA
This is a messenger RNA of Staurois parvus, 373 nucleotides long. The record is from the annotation of a GenBank genome assembly. NCBI's taxonomy places the organism in Eukaryota, Metazoa, Chordata, Amphibia, Anura, Ranidae.